Ilex paraguariensis (yerba mate) is the source of this 531-nucleotide messenger RNA. The record is from the annotation of a GenBank genome assembly. Lineage: Eukaryota; Viridiplantae; Streptophyta; Magnoliopsida; Aquifoliales; Aquifoliaceae.
AUGAAGAGACACGUGGACCACAUUCUCCUAACUUUGAGACAGACAUCGACAGUUGAUCAAUUUUUUGCUCUUAAGGUUCCAAUGAGGCCUGGGGAACUGAGUAGCCUGUUUCGUGGCAUUGACAAUGCAUUUCAAGUUUAUGCCAGACAUGUUGUUGACAAAUUGGCUAGCAAAGAAGAUAUUAUCCCACCUGUGCCUAUUCUUACACGAUACAGUAGGGAAGGUGGAAUCAAAGCUUUUGUAAAGAAGGAACUAAUUGAUCCAAGGCUACCUGAUGUGAAGAAGUCUAGUGAAAUUAAUGUGUUGACAACACCUAUGCUUUGUGUUCAGUUAAACACCCUUUAUUCGACGGUGUGCUGUUGUUCGGCGUUGUGGUGGUGUUCAACAGUGAAGGCAGUCGACUGUCUUGGUGGUGGCGAUUGUUCGUCGUGGUGUAGUCGCCUAUCUUCGUGGUGGUCUGUGGAGGUGUUUUGGUGGUGUCCGGUGUUGUGGUGUGGUGGUGUUCGGUGCUGUGGUGGUGUUCAACAGUGA